UACUCCGGAAGUGGUUUCCAACCGUCCAUUCCUUGUACAUAUACUUGUUGUUCAGUGAACAUCACUUCGCCGGUCCUUACACAAUUACAAUGCAUUUCACUUCUUACCUCUCCCUCCUCCCUAUCUUGGGAGCCUCGGUCUCGGCUUGGGAUGCCCCUGGCUACUCGGGCUACAGUCUAAACUGGCAAGACAACUUCGCCGGCCCCAGUGGGAGCCUCCCCAACGAGGGCAACUGGAACAUCAUUGACGGCUACCUGAACGUCAACGCCGAGCUGGAGACGUACAAGAGGAACCCUCGUCAAGUUCAGACCAGCGGCGGGUACACCUUGCAGAUCGUCCCCUGGCGUGAUGGGAACUCGUGGACCUCGGGCCGGAUCGAGUCCAAGUACACGUUCACUCCGCAGGCUGGCAAGAGGACCAUGGCCGAGGCGGCCAUCCGCUUUGGUGGCAACGCCAUCAACACCAAGCAGGGCAUCUGGCCGGCCUUCUGGCUGCUGGGCGACUCGCUCCGCCGCGGAGGCUCGUGGCCGGCCUGUGGCGAGCUGGACAUCCUUGAGACGGUCAACGGACAGCUGACCGGCUAUGGCACUGCCCACUGCGACGUCUACCCCGGCGGCAUCUGCAACGAACCGAGCGGUCGCGGUGCGAGCAUUUCCAUCCCCAACCAGGACUGGCACACCUGGAGAAUCGUCUGGGAUCGCACCAACGGCGACUGGCGCGCCCAGAGCAUCACCUGGUACAUGGACGGCCGGCAGUUCCAGCAGAUCACCGGCGCCCAGAUCAACAACCAGAAUGUGUGGAACACCUUGGCCGCAUCGCCCCUGUACUUCAUCCUGAACGUUGCCGUUGGCGGCACCUGGCCCGGUAACCCCAACAGCGCCACCUUGGAUGGUUAUGGUGCCAUGAUGGAGGUCGGCUACGUCGCCCAGUACUCCUCCUAAGCCCACUUGGAUACCCUAAGCAUGUUUUUGGAUCAUGAAGCCGUGUCUCGGAUACCGGUACUUUUCUGAUUGCAUGCUUCAGCGGCCUCAACCCUCACUGC
Molecule: messenger RNA, 1042 nt
Organism: Chaetomium strumarium
Lineage: Eukaryota; Fungi; Ascomycota; Sordariomycetes; Sordariales; Chaetomiaceae
Product: concanavalin A-like lectin/glucanase domain-containing protein
Exons: 3
Coding region: 90-941 (283 amino acids)
Biological process (GO): carbohydrate metabolic process
Molecular function (GO): hydrolase activity, hydrolyzing O-glycosyl compounds
Source: RefSeq, a predicted model, not a curated record